Messenger RNA from Beta vulgaris subsp. vulgaris (sugar beet), 1464 nucleotides. RefSeq lists its product as uncharacterized. The transcript is spliced from 2 exons. NCBI's taxonomy places the organism in Eukaryota, Viridiplantae, Streptophyta, Magnoliopsida, Caryophyllales, Amaranthaceae. The coding region runs from base 76 to 834 and encodes 252 amino acids. The record is from RefSeq and is a predicted model, not a curated record.
GGAUCCAAGUUGUCAAAACCCUGGUUGAGCUUUUACUUAGAAAGAAUCGGAGUGUAAGAUUUGCAACAAAUCAAGAUGGAAUUUCCACCAUUAGAACACAUCUCAGAGUGCUUCAUCAAACCAAAGUAUGAAGUAGAAGAAUCUAAGCGACCCUAUCACUUAUCUCCUUUCGAUAUAUUACUCCUCUCUUGCCAUUACAAUCAGAAAGGUCUUCUCUUCACAAAACCAAAACAAGACGUCUUAUCCUCCUCUAUUGACAAACUCUUAGAAAGCCUUAAACACUCUCUUUCCCUCACUCUUGUCCAUUUCUACCCACUUGCCGGUCAACUUGAAACAGUUGUCGACAAAGAUCAUUGUCGUAGCUUGAUCUACGUCGAUUGCAACAAGGGUCCUGGCGCGCGCUUCGUGCACGCUACGCUCGAUAAGACGAUAUCGGAUAUCAUCUCACCACCACACGUUCCAGCAGCUGUCAAGACCUUCUUCGACUAUUCCAACGGGGAAGUGAAUUAUGACGGGUGUACCAGGACGUUGUUGUCAAUUCAAGUGACUGAGUUGAUUGAUGGCAUAUUUAUAGGUUGUUCUAUGAAUCAUGCUAUUGUGGAUGGGACCUCAUUUUGGCAUUUUUGGAAUGUCUGGUCUGAUAUACAUCGAGCAAAUAACGCUGUUAUCACACGCCUACCGAUUCAUAAACGUUGGUUUCCUGAUGGAUAUAGCUCUAAAGAUAUGUAUCUACCAUUCAUUGAUCAUAACGAAUUCAUACACAGGUAUGAUCCACCUCAAUUGAUAGAAAGAUUCUUCCUUUUUCAGUGGAGACAAUUGCAAAGCUCAAAUUAAGAGCUAACGAAGAAAUUUGCAAUACCAACAAGGUCUCCUCUUUUCAAGCUCUUACUACAUUUGUUUGGAGGUCUGUCAUUCAAGCCAAAGGGUUAAACCCUAACCAACUAACCCAUUGCAAGUUAGCUGCAAACAGCCGGACAAGAUUAGAGCCACCCUUUCCUGAAGAAUACUUUGGAAACUUACUCUCAGUCCUAGUAUCAACUACCAGAGUUGGUGAAUUGCUCGAACAAAGCUUCGGGCAGACGGCCUUGUCAUUGCACCAGUUAGUGGUGAAUCAUACAAACAAAGAUGUUCACAAUUUCGUACAUUCAUGGUUCAAGUCUCCUUAUAGCUUUAGAUUUGAUAGACUGUUGGCGAGGGAACCAAACAGCACAGUUCAUGUAGGAAGCUCGCCGAGGUUUAACAUAUAUGGGAAUGAGUUUGCAGGACUUGGGAAACCAAUUGUUGUUCGUAGUGGGUUCGCAAAUAAGUUCGAUGGGAAGCUGAUCUUCUACCCAGGAAAGGAAGGAGGUGGAAGUAUAGAUGUGGAAAUAUGUUUACCAUGUAAUUCCAUGAGAGCACUUGAAGUUAACGAGGAGUUCAUGGUUGUUGUAUCUUCUCCAAAAUAGAUCAUUGUUUUGUAAUUAA